GAAUUUAUCAUGCAUUUGAAUGGUAUAAAAAAGCCGCAGAAAAUGAUGAUGCUGAUGGUCAAUACAGACUUGGAAAAUGCUUUUAUGAAGGAUAUGGAACUAAAAAAGAUAUUGUAAAUGCUGUAUACUGUACAUUUCCGGGUUUCCGUUUUUUUUGGUUGUAUUACUUGGGACAUAUGUAUGAAAUUGCUAAAGAAUAA
This is a messenger RNA of Diversispora eburnea, 200 nucleotides long. NCBI's taxonomy places the organism in Eukaryota, Fungi, Glomeromycota, Glomeromycetes, Diversisporales, Diversisporaceae. The record is from the annotation of a GenBank genome assembly.